Molecule: messenger RNA, 1921 nt
Organism: Phascolarctos cinereus (koala)
Lineage: Eukaryota; Metazoa; Chordata; Mammalia; Diprotodontia; Phascolarctidae
Product: receptor-type tyrosine-protein phosphatase C-like
Biological process (GO): positive regulation of peptidyl-tyrosine phosphorylation; negative regulation of protein kinase activity; protein dephosphorylation
Molecular function (GO): protein tyrosine phosphatase activity; protein binding
Source: RefSeq, a predicted model, not a curated record
AGUAACAAGAUUGCAAUCAGUUCACAAUUACAAAUUAAAUUUAGACCAUUGAAUAUUAUUCAGAACUACAUUCAAAAACAUGUAACUCUCAAGAAACCUCCUCGGUUAUUUUGUAUUUUUAAAAUGUGUCUAUUUUUAAAAAUAGGUUAUGUUCAGCCAGGUUCUACCAGUUUUACUCUAUCAGACUUGACACCUUAUACACAAUACCAUGUAUCAGUAAACGCCUUUACUUAUGGAAAAAUACAACGGGAGGGACCUGCUGUGACCAGAUCCUUUUGGACAGAAAUAGGAAAACCAGACAUGGUUAGAGACAUGGUUGUAAAGGUUACAAGUGACAAUAGUGUAACAGUUGAAUGCAAGGAGCCAGAAAAUAAACAUGGUCCCAAUUUGACCUACUAUUUGAAUAUGACAUCUUUGUAUGACAGUGUAUGGCUGAACAACAAAACUUGCAUGUUUGCACUGCAUAAUCUUCAUUACAUGACCAGUCAUACAUUUGAGCUCUACUCUUACAAUGGGAAGUAUUACGGAGCCCCAGCUACUGCAAUUAAAGUAACAAACUAUAAUUCCCGUGCAUUGAUCAUGUUUCUGAUAUUUUUGAUUAUUGUGACAUCAAUAGCCUUACUAGUUGUUCUUUAUAAGAUCUAUGAUCUGCACAAAAAAAGAUCAAGUAGUCCAGAUGAACAGAUAGGACUUGUUCAAAGAGAUGAUGAAAAGCAGAUAAUGAAUGUGGAGCCAAUCCCUGCAGAGAUAUUACUGGAAACAUAUAAGAGGAAGAUUGCUGAUGAGGGAAGACUUUUUCUGGCUGAAUUUCAGAGUAUUCCAAGGAUAUUCAGCAAGUUUUCAAGUAAAGAUGCACGCAAACCCUUUAACCAGAAAAAUCGUUACAUUGACAUCCUUCCCUAUGAUUAUAAUCGUGUUGAACUCUCUGAGAUAAAUGGAGAUACUGGAUCAGACUAUAUAAAUGCAAGUUAUGUGGAUGGUUUCAAAGAGCCAAGGAAAUAUAUUGCUGCACAAGGUCCCAGAGAAGAAACUGUUGAUGAUUUCUGGAGGAUGAUCUGGGAACAGAAAGUAACUAUUAUUGUCAUGGUGACUCGCUGUGAAGAAGGAAACCGGAACAAGUGUGCAGAAUACUGGCCAACAAUGGAAGAGGGCACUCAUAUUUAUGGAGAUGUUAUUGUAAAGAUACAUGAGCACAAAGUAUGUCCAGAUUACAUUGUUCAGAAACUGAAUGUUACAAAUAAAAGGGAGAAAACAACUGGAAGAGAUGUGACACACAUUCAGUUCACCAGCUGGCCUGACCAUGGGGUCCCAGAUGAUCCUCACUUGCUCCUCAAGUUGCGUCGAAGAGUUAAUGCCUUCAGCAACUUUUUCAGUGGUCCUAUUGUUGUCCAUUGCAGUGCUGGUGUUGGCCGUACGGGUACCUACAUUGGAAUUGAUGCUAUGCUGGAAGGACUAGAAGCUGAAAACCAAGUGGAUGUUUAUGGUUAUGUUGUUAAGCUUCGGCGACAGAGAUGUCUGAUGGUUCAAGUGGAAGCACAGUACAUCCUGAUCCAUCAGGCUUUGGUAGAGUAUAAUCAGUUUGGAGAAACUGAAGUGAGCAUGCUAGAGUUACAUUCCUAUCUAAAUAACAUGAAAAAGAGGGAUCCACCCAGUGAGCCUUCCCCACUGGAGGCAGAAUUCCAGAGACUUCCCUCAUAUAGGAACUGGAGGUCCCAGCACACUGGAAAUCAAGAAGAAAAUAAAAGCAAAAAUAGAAAUUCCAAGAUUAUUCCAUAUGACUUUAACAGAGUGCUUCUGAAACAUGAAUUGGAGACUAGCAAAGAGAGUGAACAUGAUUCAGAAGAAUCAUCUGAUGAUGAUAGUGACACUGAUGAGCCCAGCAAAUAUAUCAAUGCUUCUUUCAUAACUGUACGUAUUUUAA